Messenger RNA from Anolis carolinensis (green anole), 3049 nucleotides. Its product is annotated as vomeronasal type-2 receptor 26. Bases 307 to 1491 code for a protein of 394 amino acids. The transcript has 2 exons. Lineage: Eukaryota; Metazoa; Chordata; Lepidosauria; Squamata; Anolidae. Gene Ontology annotation, molecular function: G protein-coupled receptor activity. Gene Ontology annotation, biological process: G protein-coupled receptor signaling pathway. Gene Ontology annotation, cellular component: plasma membrane. The record is from RefSeq and is a predicted model, not a curated record.
CCUUCGCUUUAGAGCUGAAUAAUCAGAUUACAGGCUGAGAUAGUUCCUUUUUGGUAGAAUACUUCCACCUGGGCCUAUGUGAACAGGACUCAAGGUUUUUCCAGGCGAGCCCUGACCAAACCAGAAGAAGGUGGGACUAUGACUUCCCUCGACCUAGACACUAGAUUCCUAUGGACGGAGCCAGGAAUUACAUUGGGCUUUAACUGUCGUAUCACACUCUACACUCAUCUUCAGCUCGUGAUCUACCACAAUUCCUAGGUCACUUUCAGAUAAUGACAAUGGAACACAUCUGUUUUGUUUUGAAGGAUGGCUAGAAUGAACACCAACUAUCUGACCUUCUUCUUCGCCAUGGAGGAGGUCAGCCAGGACCCCCGGCUUUUCCCCAACGCAACCCUGGGCUACAAUGUUUACGAGAACUAUUUCCACCCCAGGAUCACCUACGACGCCAUGCUGGACUUGCUCUCCCCCGGGCAGAGAAGCAUCCCCAACUACCGAUGCGGGAGGCAGAAGGAACCGCUGGCCGUUCUAGAAGGGGCCAACUCCGAAAUCUCAGGCCAUGUUUCAAAUAUUCUGAGCAUCUACAAGAUCCCACAGGUCAGCUAUGAUGUCACCUCCAGGGACUCUGAACAUAAUGCUCUCUUCCCCUUUUUCUACCGAAUGGUCCCCAAAGAAGAGAUCCUCUAUCCAGGGAUUGUCCAACUCCUCCAGCAUUUUGGGUGGACCUGGAUUGGCCUCUUUGCUCCAGACAACGACAAUGGGGAAAGGUUCAUGCGUAUCCUGAAGCCUCUGCUCACCUCUCAUGGCAUCUGUGUGGCCAUCUCACAAAGUCUCCCUGAAAUGAAUGUGCCUAAAGUGACGCUCACCACUGGCUUCCAUUUCCUAUGGAGACAAGUCAAAGUGUUUAUCUUCUAUGGAGAGAAACGAUCCAUCUCGAGCGGACUAUUCCUUUUAAAGCGUUUACUUGAACACUUGCUGGACUCCACUGUGGGGAAAGUCUGGAUCACCACAGUUUUGUGGGACCUCAGCGUACUGUUCUCCAUGGAUGCCUCUGAAUCCCGGCAGGGCCAUUGGUUCUUUUCGUUUGCAAUCCAGAUGAAGAGGAGGCCAAAAUACGAACAAGUGAAUGAAAAACACUUAUUUUCUUACGAGGUGGAGUUUUUUGACUGCACUUAUUCAAAACACGAGCUAUCUGUGAAGGGACGAGGAAGGUGCAAACAGAAAGGAGAUAUGCCUCUAAAUGUUCUUGAAUACAGCCUGACCCCAGAAAGCUACAGUAUUUACCACAGUGCCCUGGCUGUCGCUUAUGCUGUCCAUGCAGCAAUGUCAUCCACAUCGAAGAACAUGAGAAGAUGCCGCAGAGCAGACAAUUUGGACCUUCCAGAACUGCAUCCAUGGCAGGUAUCCCCCUUUUUUUUAAUCCAUCCCAUGUUUGCCCAGAACUAUAGACGGAAUCUUAGGAUAUUGACCAGUAGAGAAGGGCAAAAAACAUGAUCAAAGGUUUGGAAGCCAGGCCCUAUGUGGAGCGACUGAGGGAGCUGGGAAUGUUAAUCUUGGAUCAGGGACAGGGACAUGAUAGCCAUAUUUAAAGGAUGUCAUAUUGAGAAACAUGUUUUCUGCUGCUCUAGACAUGGAACAAUGAAUUCGAAUGGAAAGUAAAUAGAUAGCACCUUGACAUUUGGAAGGAUUUCUUGAUGGUAAGAAGAGCUGUUCAAUAAUGAAUGUGCUGCUUUGGAGUCUAAUGGAGCCUCUUUCUCUGCAGUUUUUUAAGGAGUUAUUGAAUGGCCGUGCAACCUGGGUGCUCUUGACAAAAAGCUAUCCUGCCGAUUAAACCAAGUUUUUUUGGGAAAAAGAAAUAAAGGGGGAAAUGCCUUUCUCUGGACAUUCCUGUUGGAGUUCUAGAGUUGGAAGGGAUCCCCAAGGCCAUUCAGUCCCACCCUGUUAUUGAAAAAUCAGAUCCUAAAUUAUGAAUUUCUAGAUUGGGACAUACAGCAAGGGUGGGAGUCUUUGUCCUGUAGUAACCUUUCAUGAAUUGAUUUGGAAUGUUGCCCAAAACACCCUGGACUUUAUGAGACAAAUCCGUAAAAUUAUCAUAAUCCUUUCACAAUGAACUAGGGAACAUGAGGGAAACACACAGUGGGGCUUACGUUGGAACUGAGGGUCCUUUUUUCCUGUUCUGCCUGAUAUGAUCUGGGAGGGGUUCCUGUUCCAUGCCUCAAGCCAGAUCCAACCAAUGACACCCAUUGAGAUGGCCAUCACCUAAUGCACCCAUUGUGUAUCUGAACUAACUGCAUUGUAUCCAUCAGAGCCAGGACAUUAAGCCCAUAAAAUAAGUUUAUGAGCCAAUCAGGAGCUAAUGCGGGUAUCUUGAAUAGCGAUCAAAAUGAAAUACACAUUCUCUGUAUUCACAACUACAUGCUGGAAUCCUGAACGCGCAGUUCUUGAGGUAGUAGAAAUCACACCAGACCCCUUCUAUCAGACUUAAAGACACAAUCCAAGCAUUCAAAACCAAUGACCAAUCAGCUUAUGCUUAAACAUCUCAAGAGAAAGAAAUGCCACUGGACUCCCAGGAAGCGGUGUAGUCCACAGCUGAACAGAUCUCACCACCUGGAAGGUCUUCCUAAUGUUUUCCCAAUGUUUAGGUGGAAUCUCUGUUUCUGAUGUUGUACCCAUGGCUCCAUUGUGUCAUGCUGCUGCAAAGAAGUUGUCAGGAAUUUCUGUAGACUAUUUGUUGCAAUGAAACUCUUGUUGUUCCCAAAAAUACUUUAUUGUUUAAGACAGCAGAAGCCCACCAGCGCUUUCACUUGCUGCUUUUCACUGUCCUUCCAGCUGGAUCGAUUCCUGAGCAAUUUCGGAGUUUACAACUCUUCCAUGGAUGGGGUGUAUGUGGAGGAGAACAGAGAACUGUCGGCCAACUUUGACAUUCAAGGCACAAUAGUGUGGCCAAAUAAAAGCACUGAGAAAAUUAAAUUUGGGAGUUUAGAGAGGCAGGAAUCGCUGGAACAAAGACUCACAAUUGAGGAGAGCGCCAUCAUGUGGCUUGAAGGGGUUA